AUGGCUUCCAAACCUCUUAUCCCUUCUCCAGAUCUCCGUGUCCGUAUCAUCAACACCGAAAGCAGACUUGCACUCUACUCAAAUGCGCGAGAUAAACUAGGACUCAACCAUGUUGACAUUUCGAUUCCUUACCGUGACCAGUACUGGUAUGUCAGGCCGGGUCAAGGCAAAAAUGCAGGCCUAUACUUAAUUGUAUCUGACUACAACGAUCGCGCCAUUUAUGUCGAUUUUGAAAAUGGUCUCCAGUGGGGCCCUGCUGGAACUUCUGCUCCUGCAGGCAGCUCGGAUCUCCAGUAUUUCGAUUUGGCACAGCAACAAGGCAAAGGUAUUCGAGCAGGUCAAUUCCGCAUCUAUAAUCCCACUAACGACGGAGUUCUUUUCUCAAGAACAAAUCAACAAUACGAGAUUGGGUGUGUCUCAAAUGCCAUGGGGACCUUCAAUGACCAAUGGUUCACCUUUGAAGCGGAACCACUGGAACUCAUCAACAUUGAAUUUGACCUCAAGAAUACUGUCACGGAAUCUGUCCGACCCGUGAAUAUUCACUCACAAGAAGCGACAAAUGACACUUCGGAACCACAAACACCCCUGAUCGAGGUUCUAAAGACUACAGAACAACAGUACACUUUUGAGUCUGAAGUUGGGCUCGAGCUUGGCAUUUCGACUAAAUUCAGUUCUGGGAUCCCUGUCGCCGCAAAGGCUGAGGUAAAGAUCAGUGCGAAGAUCCAUACAAACUUGUCGUGGGGCAUUGCGAACAGUCAUUCUCAGACCUGGAAAAGCUCUGUUCCCUUGAACGUCCCCGGACACAAGACUUACAAGGUUACUAUGACUGUGACCGAAUACACCAUCAGAGUGCCCUUCAAAGCGAAAUGGAAAUCUCCGGCAACCAAGAAGACGAUCGUUACUGAAGGGGUUUUCAAGGGUAUCAACAGUUCGGAAUUAAAGACCAACUACUACGAAGUCCACAAAACAAAGACUCCUUGA
Molecule: messenger RNA, 981 nt
Organism: Bipolaris oryzae ATCC 44560
Lineage: Eukaryota; Fungi; Ascomycota; Dothideomycetes; Pleosporales; Pleosporaceae
Exons: 1
Coding region: 1-981 (326 amino acids)
Source: RefSeq, a predicted model, not a curated record